AUUCAGCUGCUUUUGAAGUGAAAAUUUCUACCAGUUCGUACUUCGGGAGUACAGAGCGAGGACCUGCACACACAGAGACACAGAGACGCACAGACUGACGCACUGAAGGCGCAGCGCUCAUGGUGCCAGACACAGCCACGGAUCUGCGAUAACCUCGCACGGUCGCUCUCUUCUUCUUCUUCUUCUUCUUCCACACAGCUGCCGCGCCUUGCUCCCUUUAUUCUACCAGGAUUAUACUUAUUAUUGAAGCGUUUUUUACCAUUCUUUUUUUUUUUCCUUGCUGUUUUUUUUCUUCAUGAAUCUAACGCCGCCGUUUCAUUUCCUGACUGAAUUGGGACAUGAUCACGUCGCCCUCGGCGUCUGUCCUCAAACAUAGUGGUAUUUGUGUAGCAGCAGCCUGGGAAAGCAGCAGCAGUUGUCGGAAUAGCAGCUCAGCGAGCAUCAACAAGCCUUUUCUCCACUCCGCACCUCCGUCUGAUCCACUACGGCAAGCGAACCGAGUUCCCAUCAAGGUUUUGAAAAUGCUUACCGCCCGGUCGGGACACAUCUUGCACCCGGAGUAUCUGCAGCCUUUACCGUCUACACCCAUCAGUCCCAUAGAGCUAGAUGCCAAGAAAAGUCCCUUGGCUCUGCUGGCUCAGACCUGCUCUCAGAUCGGCAAACCGGACCCGCCACCUUCCUCCAAACUCUCCUCCGUCACCAAUGGAUCUAGUGAGAAGGAAUCUAAAUCCGGUCCUCUGAAAAUGAGCGACAUCGGUGUGGAUGACAAGUCGAGCUUCAAACCUUACUCUAAGCCAUCAGACAAGAAGGACUCCUCGUCCUCGAGCGAGAGAGGAGAGAGAGGAGAGUCUCGUGAGAAGUCUGGUUUCCGCGUGCCGAGCGCCACCUGCCAGCCGUUCACGCCUCGGACAGGCAGCCCAAACUCCUCCACCUCUGCGUCACCCAUGCCAUCCGAGGGGAAAUGCGGCGGGGAUGACAAGAAAGAGUCUGAUUGCAACAACAAAAAUGGCUCUACGGACGGCUCUGGCACCACUAGCCACAGCAGGAUAAGCGUGAGCUGUGGUGGAAUUAACGUGGAGGUCAACCAACACCAGGAGACGACGCCGGGCUCUAAAAACACCUCCUCUUCGGACUCUGUAACUUCUGUAUCCUCCGCGUCAGUUCUCGGCUCAGCAGGACUCGUGGCGCCGGUUUCUCCUUACAAACCCGGGCAGACAGUUUUCCCUUUGCCUCCUGCCGGUAUGACGUACCCAGGUAGUUUGGCUGGGGCCUACGCAGGUUACCCUCAACACUUCCUGUCCCACGGAGGGAGCUUGGUGAACGCACAGCUGGCCAACUCACUAGGGUGCAGUAAGGCCGGCUCUCCUCUGGCUGGAGCUUCUCCGCCCUCCAUCAUGUCCGCCAGCCUCUGCAGAGACCCUUACUGCCUCAGUUACCAUUGUGCCAGCCACUUAGCGGGCGCAGCCAGCGCGUCCUGCACGCACGAGUCCGCAGCUGCUGCAGCGGCCGCAGCGAACGCGCUCAAAAACAGCUACCAACUCAUGUACCCGACGCACCACAUGCACGGCGUCCACACGUCGGCUCCGUCGUUUACCGGACACCCCUUGUACCCGUACGGUUUCAUGCUCCCAAAUGACCCUCUGCCUCACGUUUGUAACUGGGUGUCUGCAAACGGACCGUGCGACAAGCGGUUCUCCUCCUCAGAAGAGCUGCUGAAUCACCUGAGGACUCACACUGCUUUUACCGGAGCAGAGAAGUUGAUAUCUGGGUAUCCCGGGUCUUCAUCGCUGGCCAACGCAGCAGCAGCGGCCAUGGCGUGUCAUAUGCACAUGCCGCCUUCAAGUGCGCCUGGGAGUCCCGGGACUUUGGCUCUGAGGAGCCCGCAUCACGCGUUAGGACUCAGCAGCCGGUAUCAUCCGUACUCCAAAAGCCCGCUGCCAACCGGAGCGCCUGUUCCGGUGCCCGCUGCCACCGGCCCUUACUACUCCCCUUACGCACUGUACGGACAGAGACUCACCACAGCUUCAGCGCUUGGAUACCAGUGAGAGGGAAAAACAAACAAAAAAGGACUUUGAGAAGUUUAUAGUUCUAAGAAUGCAAAAAUAUAAAGACUUUUAUAUUAACAGCGCUAAAACUUAUGGGCGGGAUCCGUGGACUUUCAACUGUAUUUAUUUAUAUGUCUGCUUAAAAGCAGGCUGAUAAUAGCUGAAAAAUGGAGAAAAAUAUUUGAGUAACUCAAAAAGUGCAUUAUGUUGAACUCUUAUUGGUAAAAAUGAAAACAGACACACACACACACACACACAUGCAUACACACACACACAUGUUAGAGUACUAAUUAAAGUAGGGUUCUUCAUUUCGAUGUUAAUUUGAAAUUGCUAUGAUUGUAUUUGUUCUUAUUUAAUGUCUCAUUGAGAAAGAAAAAUAAUUUACAUGCAUGUUUGUUUCUUAAAAAUUUCAGAAAAAUUGUCCACAUUUUAAAUUGCCGUUAUUUUUCAGGUGUGUGUACACCUUGGAAAGAGAAUUGGUAUUUUUUUGUAUGUAUUCUGGAAAAAAAUAAGAAACAAUUCUGUUCCAUAUCUCCGUGUGCCUCAUUUUCUGAAGUAUUAUUCAGUGUAAAAAUAAUAGUUGGAUUUAUAUUCCACUGACAGUUUUUUUUUUUUUUUAAAUUGGUCUGUUAAAUUAAUGGGGUUAUAAGAAAACCUCAUUGAUCAUUUCCGCAACAUGGCCUAUAUAUAUUUUCUAGGCUGUCAUACUUUUUAAAAUAAGUCAUUGCUGUUUUAUCAGAAGUCAUUUUGACGAUCUGCUGAUAUGUGCAUUUUUCUUUCUUUCUUUCUGUCUUUCUUUCUUUCUUUCUUUCUUUUUAUUAUAUUAGUUUAUAUGCCAAAUAACUAAGAAGCUUUAAACGUUUACUUUUAUCAGAGCACAUGUGUUAUAAAGUUUAAAUUACAUGCAACUUGAAUGAGAGUGGGAAUUGGUUGUGUGUGUGUGUGUGUAGCCUCUGUGUGUUUGAGAAGGUGUGUGUGUAUACAGAGUUAAACGGGCUUUAUAAAGUGAAUUUGUACGAGAUAAUUUAGUUUACUGGUGGGUAAAUUUUGUCAAUAAGUUGUUUGAUAUAUUAUUUGACAGGUGUUGUAGCUUACACGCUACUUUACCUGCGUAAAAUAAAAAAGAUUGUGAAAUACGCCAGGAAAAAAAAGUUGGAAAAGGACAGCAUAUUUUCUGUGGAUUAUAAGCACAGACAUGCGUUUUAAAUUGCUAAAAUAAAACUAUCCAAAAAAAAACAAAAAACAGUGAAAAUCAAUUUUACAACUUUAAGAGAAAGACGGACGUUGACUUGAAUAAUUUGCUGGUUUCAGGUUUAAUGCACUAGAAAUUUUACAACCUUUUUUUUUAAAAUUAAUUUAUGAUGAAGCUGUUGUGGACCAAGAGCAAGCCUCUGAUGCUCCACCAGGGUGAUAUUUCGACGUGGAGGCCAUUAACUGGUUUAUAUAUAUGUGAAAUUAUAGGUUAUUUUUCAUCAUUAUCAGGAUGCCAGGAUGCUAUUAUUUUUAAUUAUUUGCAUUUGAUAAUCUCAUCCACCUGUAAAUCUAAUGUACACAGCACUACAUUUGUUAUUAAAAAAAAGAUCUUGUGCAAA
Molecule: messenger RNA, 3637 nt
Organism: Sebastes umbrosus (honeycomb rockfish)
Lineage: Eukaryota; Metazoa; Chordata; Actinopteri; Perciformes; Sebastidae
Gene: znf503
Product: zinc finger protein 503
Exons: 2
Coding region: 339-2045 (568 amino acids)
Biological process (GO): negative regulation of DNA-templated transcription
Cellular component (GO): nucleus
Source: RefSeq, a predicted model, not a curated record